This is a messenger RNA of Loa loa (African eye worm), 825 nucleotides long. RefSeq names its product selenoprotein. Gene Ontology annotation, molecular function: oxidoreductase activity. NCBI's taxonomy places the organism in Eukaryota, Metazoa, Nematoda, Chromadorea, Rhabditida, Onchocercidae. Gene Ontology annotation, cellular component: endoplasmic reticulum lumen. The transcript is spliced from 5 exons. The record is from RefSeq and is a predicted model, not a curated record. Bases 104 to 586 code for a protein of 160 amino acids.
GCGGUAUUUAAGUAUGUGCGAGACUCUUGACAGUAAUUCCAGGGCUUCUGGUGGUAACGAGGAGGAGACGAGAAUUCGGGAUUAAGGCAGUGAAUGCGCUGUGAUGACAUGUCCAGGUGCUUUCUCUGGUCGUUCUGUUUAUCAGUUACAGCUUUUCUUGAUUGUGGUACUUCAGUUCGUUUAUAGUGAAUUAAAUCGCCAAGUAUGUCAGAAACGUGGAUUCAACAGCGAAUCAUUGCAGUGUUCAAGUUGUGCAGAACUGCCACAAUUCCAUCUAAGUGAACUUGUUGCUGACUGUAAUGCAUGUUGUAGGAAAGAUUAUGUGGAAACGAAACAAGAAAAAUAUCCACGAGCUCAAAUCGAAAUUUGUGAAUGUAACUUAGGACGAUUCCCACAGGCGGAAGCAUUCGUCAAGUCCAAUAUGGUAAAGAAGUGGGGGACUUGUGUGAAAGUUCAUCACGUUCGAGGAACAUUGCCGACAAUUAAACUAUUGGAUGCGCAAGGAGAAGUGCAAAAGACCAUGAAUAUCGAAAAAUGGGAUACCGACACAAUUACGGAAUUUCUGAAUACAUGGCUGGAGUGCUAGUAAUCCACCGCUUCAGUUCCUUUAUAGAUGUUCACGAACUCUAUUUGCUUUUAUGAUAACGGUUUGAUUACGCUCCAAGAAUUUGUCUUAGGUUUACUGAGCUUCUCUUAGAUUUUACCAUGCUUUUAUUUGCUUUUUGUGUACGUAACGAUCAACAACAGAAUCAGAUCAAAUCAAUUCAAAAAGCAAUAAACACUUGAGUUUAUUAACGUGCCAAUACACGCAAUAAAUGUCUGAAU